Messenger RNA from Dovyalis caffra, 369 nucleotides. Lineage: Eukaryota; Viridiplantae; Streptophyta; Magnoliopsida; Malpighiales; Salicaceae. The record is from the annotation of a GenBank genome assembly.
AUGGCUCCUGCUACGACGGGUGGCUCUUCCUCUUUACCAUCUUUGCCGCCGCCUUGCCCCAAGUCACCGCCAGAGUAUCCAGAUUUGUAUGGAAAGCGCAGGGAAAUGGCUAAAGUGCAGAUGCUUGAGAGAGAGAUUGGUUUCUUAGAGAAUGUCCGAGCUGCUGUGAAUGCAAUCUAUGUAACUGCUCUUCCUGCAUCAGCUGCCCAACUCGAAAGUGGUGGUGGGGCUGCUCUUGUCCUCGUCCUCGAUCCCAUUGCUGUAGAAAGAUCUCAUGCAGCAGGUGCCGCUGCAAUUGUCAAUUACCUUCAUGCCGAGAUUGCUCUUGUUGCAGCUGGACACGCUCUUGUCCCAAAUGUCCGAAGGUAA